This is a messenger RNA of Prosopis cineraria, 1022 nucleotides long. RefSeq lists its product as uncharacterized. The transcript has 2 exons. The coding region runs from base 312 to 980 and encodes 222 amino acids. Lineage: Eukaryota; Viridiplantae; Streptophyta; Magnoliopsida; Fabales; Fabaceae. The record is from RefSeq and is a predicted model, not a curated record.
UGAUUUUAAUUUGUUUUCGUGAGGACACAGCGGCUACUGGGGACCGCAAGUAUGGACCUUUUGUCCCUAUUUUCUGCAGCACUAUCCCCAAUCAAACCACUUUCCUAAUUCCUCCCUUCCUUUAGUCCCUUUUCAUCAGUGUUCAAUCUUGUUUCCAUUUCCCAUUUCUUUCUUUCUUAUCGCAUUUGAAAGCUCGUAGAAUCCCUUUCUCGCAAACUAGGUUGCUGCUUUCGCUUUCCCAUUUUGCCUUUUGUCUCAUUUUCCUGAUAGAUCUUCAAAGUUUAAACCCCGUUGUUUCACCUGUUGAAGUGAUGACGAUGAAGAAGCUCUGCUGCUAUGAGCUUUGCAUUUUCUGUUAUCUGUUGUGGGCUGCUCUUGUUUACUCAAAGCAUCAUGGAAACUCAGCAAACGAUCUUGUCAGCAUCAUCAACGAGAACCGAACAGCUUACAAGCUACCACGCCUAAAUGAGAGUGCCGGUCUCGGCUGCAUGGCCUUACAGUAUGUAGAACUAUGCAAAGGGAACUGCGCAGAGAACAAUGUGGUGAAUUGCAGGCCAUCAGAAGAUGACUUCACCGAAGUAUUCGCUCCGAAUUGUGGUGUAGAGCUCCCAACUCUCGGCACCAUAACGGGGCAAAUCGUAGGCUGCCAAAGGAAGUACGUAGAGCCACUAUUAGCUUUCUCCAAUGUUCUUGUUAAAGACAAGAAAUCUCUGUCUCUGCUGAGAAAUAAGUCACAUGCUGAGGUUGGAGUAGGCAUGGUUGGAGUUCAUAAAGGAUCAUUCUUUUGGUGCAUUUUGUUCAGCAAUGGUUUCACAAAUUCCACGUUUGUUCUUGAAAAUCGUGGUGCAGGGAUCAAGCAAAAAAUGGGGUGUUACAGUGGAAGCAAUACUACUUGCAGUGAGGGAGAGAAAAAUAGUGCUGAUUUUUUCUUGUUCUUUUUAUGUGUUACUGUACUCAGUUUGUUUUUGAAAAAGGUUUAAUGGCUUAUCUUUGGUAAUGCAAGUCACAAGAUGUUUGUUUAC